AGAUCAAAGAUGGAAAAGAUAGAGCACACAGUAGUACCCACAAAUGGGAUAAACAUGCACGUAGCGUCAACUGUAAUUGGUACCGGCCCAGUGGUCCUCUUCCUCCACGGCUUCCCUGAGCUCUGGUACACAUGGCGCCACCAGCUUCUCUACCUCUCCUCCCUCGGCUACCGCUGCAUCGCCCCCGACCUCCGCGGAUAUGGUGACACUGACGCCCCGCCCUCCGCAGCCUCAUACACGGCCUUCCACAUCGUCGGCGACCUCGUCGGCCUUCUUGACCAUCUGGGUAUCGACCAGGUUUUCUUGGUCGGCCAUGACUGGGGAGCUAUGAUGGUUUGGUACUUCUGUUGGUUUAGGCCCGACAGGGUCAAAGCUGUUGUCAACAUGAGCGUGCCAUUUUCCGCCAGGAACCCGGCGAUAAAUCUUGGGGAUGGCUUCAGGGCUUUGUUUGGUGAUGAUUAUUAUUUUUGCAGGUUUCAGGAACCUGGAGAAGUUGAAAAAGAUUUUGCUUGUGUCGAUACUAGAGUACUAAUGAAGAAGUUGCUUUCACUUUUUGGCCCGAUUCCUUUGUGUGUACCAAAAGAAGUAGGAUUUAGAGGAUUGCAAACUCCAGAAACCUUGCCUUCUUGGUUGUCAGAAGAAGAUAUUAAUUAUUAUGCCAGCAAAUUUAACCAGAAAGGCUUUACUGGAGGACUGAACUACUAUCGAGCAAGUAACCUAACCUGGGAGCUCACAGCGCCAUGGACUGGAUUACAAAUCAAAGUGCCAACGAAGUUUAUUGUGGGCGACCAAGACAUCGUCUACAAUAUCCCAGGCAUCAAGGAAUAUGUACAUAACGGUGGCUUCAAGAAAGACGUGCCAUAUUUGCAAGACAUAGUUGUGAUGGAAGGAGUAGCUCACUUUAUCAACGAAGAAAAGGCAGAGGAGAUCAGCGCACACAUAUAUGAAUUUAUCAACGCGUUCUCAAGUGGUGAAAAAGAUUCUUAA
Alnus glutinosa is the source of this 987-nucleotide messenger RNA. RefSeq lists its product as uncharacterized. Lineage: Eukaryota; Viridiplantae; Streptophyta; Magnoliopsida; Fagales; Betulaceae. Gene Ontology annotation, molecular function: hydrolase activity. The transcript is spliced from 4 exons. The coding region runs from base 10 to 987 and encodes 325 amino acids. The record is from RefSeq and is a predicted model, not a curated record.